Messenger RNA from Klebsormidium nitens, 3186 nucleotides. The record is from the annotation of a GenBank genome assembly. NCBI's taxonomy places the organism in Eukaryota, Viridiplantae, Streptophyta, Klebsormidiophyceae, Klebsormidiales, Klebsormidiaceae.
UGUCAUUCCGGAUACUAGGAUGCAAAGUUGUUGAUCUGUUGCUCAUGAAUUGCAGCUUACAACAAUACUUUUCAGUGAAGUGGGAUGUACUAUAAUUCAGCGCCCAAGAGCAGACGCCUCACAGCAACGCUCCUGAUCAUUGGGGGGAUCGAGCCCAAUCCCGGCUGGGGGGGCAACGAGGUAAGCGAUUCUGCGGCUCAAGGCAGGACAACGCUGGGAAGCGACAUCGACAGAGGGUGGCCACUCAUCCCACUGCCGUCACUGGAGGAGGUUUACGGCAGUCCGCCGUCGCGCCAAGCCCAGAGCAUGCAUUCAGAGUUUGAAGCGUGGAGGAGCAAAGCACGUUUGAGCGAGCAGAUAAACGGCGGCAACCAGCGGUCGGCUACGAGUGCGGCCAGUGAGUCCGGGUCCGAGCUGUCGGAUUCGGAAGACGAAGGCGAGGACAUUGAGGGGGCGGAGUUCGAGAGCGUGGGCGAAUCUGCGGACGUGGAGACGUCCCAAGAUCGCGAAAUGAUUGACGACAAAAGCCAAGACGAGGAGAAUCCCGUGGUCGCCCAAGGCAGAAUUCGCGCCGCCCUGGAAUGCGACUCCGAGUCGGACGUUUCUCAGCUUCUGGGUCGGCGCUUCAAGCCGCGAGCGCGGAGGCAGACGACGAAAGCGGCCGAAGCCCGUUCCCCGCCCUCACGGUCGCAGUCCUUUGCCGAGUCCGACUCUGCCGGAAGCAACGGGCGGUGGGCGGGGGCACAGGUUGAGCGGCAGCUGGUGCCCGCCGCAAUGGAAACGGAUUCUGGGUCGGACGAGCUUCCGGCUCUCCGUAAGCGGCGGGUGCUCGAUGGGGCAGCCCGCUCUCUACAAACCAGGCAGCGCCGCCGAGUGCUGCUCUCAUCGUCGGAGUCCUCGGGUGAGAACGGCGACGGCCGGGCAAGGCAGAGCAACACUGCUGGGUUGGACGAGGAGGUGCAGCAGAGUAGGGGCAAUGAGCCCGUGCCUGGUGACCGUGCGGCCAGUUGCGACGACCCGCCAGAGCCUGAAGACGAUGGCUGCUUCGACGAAUCUGACUUUGGGGAGGACGUGCUGCGUCCACGGCGAGCGACCAUUGGUCAGGAGGUCGCUGAACGUAGUGGGGCCAUCUCGGUUGGAGAGGGCUCGAAGGCGCCCGUCGAUAUCGAGGUCGGGAUAGGAGGCCUGUCUGUCGCGGCAGGAGGCGAUGGACAAGGCGUGACUCAGCAGUUCUUGGAGGCCCCGGUCGGAGAGCUCGUCGAGCCUCAUGUUGUGAACAGGGCUCCGAUCGUGCAAGAGGCUUUCUUCCGUCGGCUGUGGGAAGGGGAAGUCGCUGUCCACAGCGAGCAUGACGGCAGGCUGCUAACGACAAGAACGAGGCUGCUGGGGACCUUCUUCUUCGCAAAGCGCAAGUUCACGAGGGAGCCCAUCGACUACCGGGAUCCAAAAGAUGGGCCGCAGGGCUGCUGCAGGCGGUACGGAGAAGUCCUGGGCCACCUGGUGGAAGUGCGACGUCUGUGUCCCUCUCGCGAGUUCGGCUCCUAUCCCAAUUGGCCCACAGCGUACCCUCUCCUGCGCAAGCAGCGGCAUCUGGAAGAGGCCAUCAAGGCCGGGUGCCCCUGCAAACCCUACCUGGACCUGGAGCGAAACGGGGGGCUGCCGGAGGGUGAGACGCUGGAGACGGUUAUCCAGGCGUUCGAGGCGGCCACCAUCAGCAUCUUCCGAGAAGACUACGACAUCGAGCUAACCCCCAAUUCCUUCAACUGGCUCCCCUGUGACUACGGGCCCGGCGGCAAGUUCAGCCUGCACCUAGUGGUCUCGACCCACUCCCCCCAGUUCGUCUUCCACUCCAACCUAGCUGCACCCGCCGACCAUCAGGGCGCGGGGCACCUCGCCAGGGAGCUCGCCCGGCGCCUGCCCCCGCAGUACGCCGAGCUCAUCGACCAGUCGGUGUACACCAGGAACCGGGGGAUCCGGCUCCCGUACUGUUCAAAGCCCGCAACCCCCCGCAGCCGCCUCAUCCCCUUGGACGAGAGCAAGCCGUACGCCGAUGCAUGCAUCACCUGGCUGGACGAACACGUCCAGAUCAUUCAAGUGCCGACCAGCCUGCCGGACGCGGUAGUCGAGCCUCGACGCCCCCGUACCCGGCCCGAGCACUUUCGGUACCAGAACGCCACGACAGUGAGCGCGUACACGGCCCAGAGGUGUACAGAGCUGGUCCAGACCCUGCAUCCGACGGCGUACCGCAGGGGCUCCGUGUCAGCAAGCUCUCUGAACUUUAGCUGGCACGACCGGAAUGAGCCGUGCUAUUCGGGCAACAUCCACGAGGGCUCGCGGGACAUCCUCGUCAUCGCCGAUUCCAAGCGUAUUGCUGUCUUUGCCAAGUGUGAUAGCGGGCGCCUGGAUGCGGGGACGGGCUUGUGCUGCAAGAACCUGCCGGCGCGGUACCUGGGCCCGUUCUACGCGGACGUCGAGACUUGGAAGGACGGGGCGGUUGAGGUAAACAUGCGGUACCUGGAGCGCAAGCCGCUGGCCGCGGCGCCCAUGGACCUGCAGCUGAUUCGCGGCGGGGUCCGGGACCUGACGGACAUGGUCGUCUUGAAUGACGUGCUCAACAAGUGGCAGGCUGGCCGUUACAAGGCGGCCCUGAUCAGGAGCCCCAUGGACACCGCAAAGUCGACGACCACCCGGGCCAUCCUUCAAGAGCCCCCCCGACCAGAGACGGCCCUUGCGAUCACCUACCGACAGACACAAGCCAGCGAUGCAGCUGGAAAGAACCCUGAUUUCGCGCACUACGGCGAAUUGAAAACGAAACGGGGGCGCGAGGUCGGGGAGCGCUUCAUCGAGCCUCUCGCCGAUAGGGAGCUCUAUCCGCGCGUCAUCUGCCAGGUGGACAGCCUGCGUGGGCUCGUGGGCGACGACAGUCGCGUUCCGGCCUUCGACCUGGUCAUUCUCGACGAGAGCGAGUCCAUUCUCGCGCACCUCUCAGCCGACACCCUGUCGGUGAGAACCGUCAUCAUCCGGCUGAUCGCCGAGCUGCUUCGCCGCGCGCGCUGGCUCAUCUGCCUGGACGGACACCUGGGGCAGCGGACCUUCGACUUCCUGACGCUGCACGGGAUCCGCUGUUCUCCCGUGAUCAUCAACAAGCACGUGCCGAGAGCGGCCUCUCCAGUUCGAGUUCCUUGA